Messenger RNA from Salvelinus namaycush (lake trout), 1262 nucleotides. Its product is annotated as gastrula zinc finger protein XlCGF49.1-like. Lineage: Eukaryota; Metazoa; Chordata; Actinopteri; Salmoniformes; Salmonidae. Gene Ontology annotation, molecular function: RNA polymerase II cis-regulatory region sequence-specific DNA binding; DNA-binding transcription factor activity, RNA polymerase II-specific. The coding region runs from base 239 to 1009 and encodes 256 amino acids. The record is from RefSeq and is a predicted model, not a curated record. The transcript has a single exon. Gene Ontology annotation, biological process: regulation of transcription by RNA polymerase II.
AACGCCGAACGCCAUCCUCAAGUCAGAGACAGACACCAAGACUUUAACUGUACACACAGGAUCUGACCACAGAUCAAACCCAGAGAGACUCGGGUUGGGGAGACUGGGCUGUCAUCCUGCUCCCAGCUCAGAGUAUUUACCGGUAUUUCACCAGAGGACGGUUCAUUCCUGUGGGGAUGGUGAUGGUGACGCGUUUGACACUGGCGGUGAUGAUCCAUCUUGUUCUUACGCUACAGAGAUGGACCCUGUCAACAUAUCCUUGGGUUUAGAGACACAGACUGAUCUGUCUAGAGGGGACUGGAACCGGUACAGUAGUAGUGUAUACUCUGAAGGGUGCCUAGAUACGAAAGGGGAGGGUCUGAUUGUAGAUGAAGUGACUGUGAAAGUGGAGGGCGACGUUCCUCCCACAUGGAAUGCAGAUAGUCACCUAGGGGACGGAAACUCACAGGGCAGAGAUUUAUUUGAUUACAGGGGAAGCUUAGAGACAAAUCUAAAUGUUGCCACCCACUCCCUUUUACACACGUUCAAGGAUCGCGACCCAGACUCCACUUCGAUGGAGCCUUCCGAUUCACACAGCCUUGUCCUUUUCGAUCAGGUAUUGAACUCAAACGACACGACUAGAGCCCAGGCUCAUGGAGGGGGAGCCACAUUAGGCAAUAGUAAAGAGAAACGGUUCCUCUGCAUGUUCUGUAACAAAGGCUUCAGCUGCCCCCAGAAGGUGGAGAUCCACCGGAGGGUCCACACAGGGGAGAAACCAUUCAGCUGUCCCCAGUGUCACAUGCGCUUCGCCCAGGCCUGCAGCCUGAAGAGGCACCAGAGGGUCCACACAGGGGAGAAACCCUACAGCUGCCCCCAGUGUGAGAAGAGGUUUUCUCGCCAGCACCAGCUGAAGACGCACCUGAAGGUCCACACGGGAGAAAGGCCGUUUGCCUGUACGCACUGCGGGAAGAGGUUCUCCGAGAGGAGCUACCUCAGGAUACACCAGCAGAAAAAACAUUCCAGCCUAUAACAUGGAAAGUAACCAUUCCACUCGAUAGCUUCUGAUGUUUAGAUGAAACCCUGCAUUAAAGACAAAGAUUAAUUUAUUGUUGUCAGCAGAAAAGGCCCAGAGAUGCAUUUGGAAUAACGAGAGUUACAGAUUUCAGUGUUGAAUAUUCCUGAGUAGAAUAUUACAUCCAAACAUGGUGUGAUAUGUAAGGCAUAUACAGUGCCUUUGGAAAGUAUUCAGACCCCUUGACUUUUUCCACAUUUUGUUUCAUUAC